Molecule: messenger RNA, 3873 nt
Organism: Hirsutella rhossiliensis
Lineage: Eukaryota; Fungi; Ascomycota; Sordariomycetes; Hypocreales; Ophiocordycipitaceae
Product: PIF1-like helicase domain-containing protein
Exons: 9
Coding region: 1-3873 (1290 amino acids)
Biological process (GO): DNA repair; telomere maintenance
Molecular function (GO): DNA helicase activity
Source: RefSeq, a predicted model, not a curated record
AUGUCGACGCGGAACAUGAAGCUCCAAGCAUGGGCCGACGUCGUGCUGCGGCGCCACGGCGGCCGGUUCGCGACGCACCCUAUCUUCGCCUUCCUCGUCUUUAACAUGGGCGUACGGUCUAGGAACCGCCAGGCCAGCAUGCUAGGCGUCACGAGGAAGAACUUCGCAAGGGUCGAGGGCCUGUUAAAGUCGUUAACGGCGCAGAGGCUCGAGGCGGCGAGGGUCGAGCUCGAGGCCACGGGCAAGACUAGCGACGACGGGGUAAAGGAGCUCCUCCGGUCCCUCUCCGUGUUCGGUUACCGGCAGCCGAUGUCGAGGGAGAGCCGCCUCAUUGCGGCUGGCGGCACACCGCGGCGCGACCCGGACGAGGCCGAGGCCUUCCUACGAGACCUAGGGACCGCGUAUAAGCGGACGCGGCUGGCCAUAUCGGACCCGAUGAGCUCGGUCGUCUUCUUCCACCGGGAGAUGACGCUCUUCUUCGAGCACUACAUCAAAGUCGGGGAGGAGUCGGUGUUCGGCCACGUCGGCGCGUACUACGGCGCGGUCGAGACCAACGAGCGAGGCGCUCUCCACAUCCACGGGCUCCUCUGGCUAAGGGGCAAUGCUGGCCUCGGCGAGGCGCUCGCCGGCCCCGAUACGGAGGAGCAGGCGGCGUACCGGGAUCGCAUCGUCCGCUACGUAGACAGCGUCUUCUCCGAGGAGCUAGACGCGGAAGGUUACUGCGCCGUGCAAGCGGAGCGGUCGGCAACGGCGGACAUAUCGUCGCGGCUCGACGACGUCGCGCGCUUCACGGACACCUUCGACGAGGAGGCCAACUUCUGCGCCGGCGCGACGCAGAUCCACACGCAUAGCGCGACCUGCGCGCCGUGGAGGCUGGUGGAGAGGACGGCGCUGACGGCGGACGGGGUGCUCGAGAUCCGGCGGACGCAUAGCAUGGUGAACCGGUGGAACCGGGCGAUGGCAGUAGGGCUACGGCACAACCACGACAUCUCGUUCAUCGCGACGCAGCGCAAGACCAUGGCCCUAAUCUACUACAUUACCAACUAUGCGACGAAGGUAGAGGACCCCGUGUGGAAGCGUGUGGCCGCCGCGGCCGAGUUCCUCCCCGCGCUAGAGCCGACGGGAGAGGGCAACGGAAGUGGCGCCGACCGCGACGCCGGCCGAUGGGGCGGGGCCGAAGGGGUGGCGACGGCGGCGGACCCCAUAGGGGGGAACAAGACGAGAACGUUCCUGCUCAAGGCGGCGAACCGAGUAUUUACGGAGCGGCCGCUGUCGCAGGUCGAGGUGAUCGCGCACCUCCUAGGGUACCCGGCAGAAUUUAGCAGCAGCUCGGCGUGGGCGUACGUGAACGCGAACCAGCUCUACUGGGCCGUCUUCCGCCGGUGGCGGCACCUCCGACGGGCGAGCGGCGCGGAGGCGACGGGCGACGCGCCGGACGAGACGGUCGUCGUCGAGGAGGCCGGCCCGAGGAUCCCCCUCGUCGGGGCCUACCGGCACAGGGGCGAGCUCCUGCGGGGCCUCUGCCUUUAUGACUACGCAUCGCUCGUAAGGCUAAAGCGAAACGGCCGCGGUGCCGACGGUGGGACGGGCUGGGGCGAGGUACCCUUCGCGGAGAGCUGGGCGUCGGGGAAGGGCUGGGUGCAGGCGCUUAGGCGGCCGGGUAGCGGGGCGACCGUAUGCCUCGACGGAUACCUCAGCAAGGAGUUUAGCGAGGGAGACGACGAGUCGUGCCACCGAAGGGCGGCGGUACAGCACCUGGCCCUAUUCGUGCCGUGGGAGUCCUUCCUCGGCGAGGAGGCAGGCGACAUCGACGACAUCUGGGCGCGGGCGCGGGAGUCGCUGGCGCCGAGGGUCGCGCGGCUCGCAGACAACGUGCAGCUCCUCCGGCGGUCGGCGGAGGACGCGAAGCGCGACGCCAAGCAGUGGGCCGCCACGGCCGAGGAGGGCGGUACGACGGUGCCGCAGGCCGGCGACGAAGGCAGGGGGGCGGCCGAGGGGGGCGAGGAGGCGUACCGCGCCGGCGGGGCGGGCGACGCGGCCCGGCUCAUCGACGUCGUCCGGAAUGCCGCCGGCGCGGGACAAGUCACGGCGCAGUCAACAGAGCUGCUAGCGAUGACGCAGCAGCUCUGCCGGUUCCAGCAGUCGGCGCUGGGGUCGGCGGCCGAGCUCGCGGCGACGGUAGUGGCGGAGGAGAGGGCAGGCAGGCGGGUGAACCUACCGGGCUCGGAGCUCUCGGGGGCGGCGCUGCCACGGCAAGAAGAGGUGCGGGCCAUCAAGUCGCAGCAGAGGAGCGCGGCGCGGGGGCGGGAGCGAGCCAUCCAGGGCAUCCAGGGCGGCGGGGCGGCGGCGGGCGUCGGGGCCGACCGCGGCGCGGCUCUUCGCGGGGUGAUGGGGGGCUUCGGCGAGGACGACAUGGACGUAACGGCGGCCGACGGCGACGUAGACGCUGGCACGGCGGCGGGGAUGCGCGCCAUCGCUCUCCUAAUCGUAUGCCGGCAGCUCGACCGAAUCCGGCAGCUCGACCGAAUCCGGCAGGGCGACGACGCAGGCGGCGAUGGCGGCGGCCAGCUCUGCCUGUUCAUCGGCGGCGAGGGCGGCACCGGCAAGUCGCGCGUCAUCGAGGCGCUCGUCGAGCUGCUCGCCCGGAGGGACCUAUCGAGCCGGCUGCUGGUGACGGCGACGUCGGGCACGGCGGCAGCACGGAUCAACGGCAUCACACUACACUCGGCCUGCGGCCUUACGGGCGAGCGCUUCGUCGACGGCCGGUCGCGGAUGGACUGGCAGGAGAAGGAGGUGCUGGUGAUCGACGAGGUCAGCAUGCUCGGGGCGCGGACGCUGCACGCCGCCAACGAGCAGCUGUGCAGGCUGCGGGGGUCGGCGCGAGACUUCGGCGGCAUCCCGGUGGUGAUCUUCUGCGGCGACUUCCACCAGUUCCGGCCGGUGCAGGAGCGGUCGAUCCUGCUGCCGAGCGCGGCGGUGGCGUGGGACGAGGACGGGGCGUUCGCGGCCGAGCAGCGGCGGCAGCACGACAAGGCGCACGCGCUGUGGCGGCGGUUCACGACGGUCGUCAUGCUGGACGAGCAGAUGCGGGCCGCCGGCGACCGGAGCUGCGGCGGCUGCUCGGGCGCAUCCGCCGGGGAGCAGGACCGAGGCGGCGCUCGCGUUCCGGGCGCGGCGGCGGACGGCGGCGCGCGUCUUCCGUCCGAGCACAAGUGGAGGGAGGGCCUGCCGACGGAGGAGGAGGCGUUGCUAAUGCUGGGCCAGGGCGACGAUAGCGCGACGCCGGUCCCGGCCGUCUUCGUCUUCGUGCCCGGCAUGCCGGUCGUCGUGAACCAGAACACGCACCAGGGGCUGAAGCUAGUGAACGGCGCCGGGUACACGGCGGUAGACGUCAUCCCCGACCGGGCCUUCCCCGGCCACCGGGUCUCGGCCGAGCUGACGAUGCACUUCGGCCGCCGGCGGGCAUCGUGCUGGCUUCGGAGACGACGAGGACUUCCACUUCAUCACGGCGCAGCGGAAGCGGCCGUGGCAGCGCAACGACGUCAGCCGGAGGGCCUGCCGUGCGCGGCGGCCUUCGCCUGCACCGACUACAAGGUGCAGGGCGGGACGCUGGAGCGCGUGGCGCUGGAGCUGCGGGGGGCGAGGAUGACGACGGUCGAGGGGAGGGCGGUGCCGUCGCCGUGCGACCCGUACAGCCUGUACGUGCAGCUGUCGCGGUGCCCGACGCUCGACGGCAUCAUGCUCGUAUCGGAGGUGCGGGAGCGGGAUCUAGUCGGGAACCGGGUGCCCGAGGAGAUGACGGCAGCGCAGGCCCGGCUAGAGGAGCUUAGCAGGCAGACGACGCAGGAGGCGGCCGACUGGCUCCGCGGGUAA